Messenger RNA from Tremella mesenterica DSM 1558, 870 nucleotides. RefSeq lists its product as uncharacterized. The transcript has a single exon. Lineage: Eukaryota; Fungi; Basidiomycota; Tremellomycetes; Tremellales; Tremellaceae. The coding region runs from base 121 to 477 and encodes 118 amino acids. The record is from RefSeq and is a predicted model, not a curated record.
CAGAACGAGCAAGAGAAGAAUACAUAACAUCACACCUUGACUAUAAUUCAUAUAUCAUCGCUAUAAGCCUCGCUUGUCCCCAAAUGAAAACUCAUCCUCUCCCUGCCCCCCUACCUCUGGAUGCCCACCCACUGUCUCUUGGUCUCGGACCUGCUCCACGAUUUUCCCAUCCACCACGAGAUCUCUGUCCCAUCUGUCCUUGUUGGUUCAUACCCAUCAGCGGUGGACGUGCGUAUUGAUCAAGAGGAGAUUGAUAACCGUAAGAGUGACCGUAUGAAGUUGGAGGAAUUGGAGGAGGCAACAUCCCUUGUCCUGGUGCUUGAGAAGGUGAUAAACCUGCUCCCACUCCUGGAACCCCUAUACCGCCAACGCCAACUAUACCACCGAUACCUGAUAAACCUGGAACAGCUGGAACAACCGAAGUACCUGGUACACCGCCAACAGUCGAUAAACCUCCAGUAUUCGGUACCCCAGUGAGAAUACCAGGAUUCAAACUUGCCAUAAGUGCUUGAAGCUGAGCGUUCUGUAAAGGUCCCAUAGGAGGAGCUACUUGAUUUUGAGGUACGUUCCCCACGUCUAUCCCUCCAAAAGGCUGAGAAAUGUAUGUCGGAUGUCCUGGUGGUAUCGACGGAGGAUUAGGUGUGAUACCAUACGGCGAGUUGGAUGAAGUGUUAUUGAGAGAUGGUAUCGAUGGAACAGGGGUGAAAUUGGUUUGAGAAGGUGAAAGAUGAGUUGGAAUCUCUUUGUUGGCUACGAAAACACCAAGGAACAUUGAUUCUCUUCGUUCGCGAGGUAAAUUAUAUCCCUCUAUCAAAUCGGUCACUUCUGGUGAAGGAUCUGACGGACGGAGUGGGAUGAGGUAAAGUUCUU